AUGAAUCGGUUCCAUUUUGGUGACCCUGAUGGGUCGGACUCCGACUCCGACUUCGACGAGGACCCCUCUGGCCUCCCCUUCCCCGAGCCGCUAUCUCGAGUGUCCUUUCUGGCCCCUGAUUUCGACCCGGCGACGUUUCUUUCAUCCUUGACCAACCGACAUCAGAGCCUGGAGGAUUUGCGGCAAGAACUACGGAGUUUAGAGCAAUCGCUGAACAAGGAACUAUUGGAUCUGGUCAAUGAGAACUACCAAGACUUCCUCUCGCUGGGCACAGCUCUACGCGGAGGCGAGGAGAAGAUUGAAGGUGUGAAAGUGGGCCUACUGUCCUUUCAACGAGACCUGCAGUCGAUUCGGGACAAAGUGGAAGCUCGGCGACGAGAGGUGGAUGGGCUGUUGAACCAGAAACGACAACUGCGCGCGCAUGCAGACAUUGGCAAGGACUUGCUUGACUAUGCGGAUCGGAUGGAAGAAUUGGAACAUCGACUGAUGAUCAAGAAUGCGUCGACUCCAGAGGAGAAGACAAUGGACACCGAUGAAUCCGCCACCGAAUCCGAUUUUUACGAUGGCAGCAGCGAGGAUAGUGAUGAAGAGGAGCUUGAAGAUGGAGCUGCACCUGUGUCACUGAAACGGCUUGAACGCCAUGUUCAGAAAUAUGUCGUCCUCACAUCGAUCGCUUCUCGGGUUGGUGAAAAGCACCCCUUCCUUCUUGCACAACAACCGCGCGAGAACAAAAUCAGAUCCACAGUGCUGUUGGAUCUCAAGACUGCGCUGGAGCAGGCCAGCCAGGCCGUCGCCACGCGAGAUAAAAGAACCAUGGCGGUCUUGCGUCUCUACGACUUAAUGGGCGAGGACGUGAGUGCAAUUGCAGCACUAAAAAAUUUGAAGGUAUAG
This is a messenger RNA of Penicillium argentinense, 891 nucleotides long. RefSeq names its product COG2 family protein. NCBI's taxonomy places the organism in Eukaryota, Fungi, Ascomycota, Eurotiomycetes, Eurotiales, Aspergillaceae. Gene Ontology annotation, cellular component: membrane; COG complex. The record is from RefSeq and is a predicted model, not a curated record. The transcript is spliced from 2 exons. The coding region runs from base 1 to 891 and encodes 296 amino acids. Gene Ontology annotation, biological process: intra-Golgi vesicle-mediated transport; Golgi organization; protein transport.